AACCACAUCCGAGUCCAGAUUCCAGAUAGAGGAUCCUCAACCUCAAGAGCCUUCUCUCCCCUCUCUCUAGGAACACCCAAAACCCCUAGAAGUAGAAUUAGGGUUUCGUGCUUUCUCUGUUUUAUCUGUUAGAACUAGGGUUUGAUCGAGUAGUACACUGUUUUGAGUCUUCUGCAAGGUCUUUGAAGUGAUUCGAUCCCGUUCGCCUGUCGGAUAGCAGAGAAAUGGAUUUUGACGAGUACGAUUACCUGGAGAAGGCUGUGGAAGAGCAAGAGAAUCGAAAUGAGUCUUCGAAGAAGAGAGGUGGAGCUGAAAAGAGUGAGAGGGAGUACAGGAGGCGGGAGCGGGAUGAAGAUGGCGAUGGCGAAGAUGACGCCGAAGAAGAUGAGAGGAGGAGCAGUAAGAGGUCUAGAGGCGAGGAGGAAAAUGGCGGGAGGAGAGAGCGUGAGGGCAGAGAGAGGUCAAGUCGUUCGGAGCGGCACAGAAGUGAGAGGGAUGGUGAGAGGAAGAUAGAAAAAGAAAGGGAUGGGGAGAGAGAAAGAGGUAGUAGAGAGAAAGAGAGGGAGAGGGAAAAAGAUAAGGAGAGGGAAAGAGGUAGUAGAGACAGGGAGAAAGAGAGAGAUGUAGAGAGAGAAAGAGAUCGAGAGCGUAGUAGGAGGGAGAGGGAUGAGAGAGAGAAGGAGAGGAUCAGGGAGAGAGAUAGAGAGAGGGAGAGAGAAAGAGAGAGAAGAGAAAGAGAGAAGGAGAGAGAGCGGGAGAAAGAGAGGGAGAGGUCAAGGAGAAGCAGAAGUAGGUCAAGGAGGCAUGAAAGUGAGAAAGAGAAGGAGAAGGAAACGCGAGAAAGAGAACGUGAAGUUGAGAUGAGAGAAAGCAGGAAAUUUAAGGAAAAGAAAGAAAUGGUGGAGCCUGAAGCUGAUCCUGAAAGGGACCAGAGAACUGUUUUUGCUUAUCAGAUGCCUUUGAAGGCGACUGAGAGAGACGUUUAUGAGUUCUUCUCCAAAGCAGGCAAGGUGAGAGAUGUCCGGCUUAUCAUGGACAGGAAUUCAAGACGGUCAAAAGGAGUUGGGUAUAUUGAAUUUUAUGAUGCAAUGUCUGUGCCAAUGGCAAUUGCCCUAUCUGGCCACCUACUUCUUGGACAACCAGUAAUGGUCAAACCUUCUGAAGCUGAAAAGAAUCUUGUUCAAUCUACUGCUUCUGGGGGGAGCUCAGGUGGUCUUGCGGGACCAUAUGGACCAGUUGAUAGAAAAUUGUAUGUGGGGAACUUACACUUUAACAUGACAGAGCAUCAGCUUCGGCAGAUUUUUGAACCUUUUGGUGCUGUGGAACUUGUGCAACUGCCCCUUGACCCUGAGACAGGACACUGUAAAGGUUUUGGGUUCGUUCAGUUUUCCUCAGUUGAACACUCAAAGGCAGCUCAAAGUUUGAAUGGGAAAUUGGAUAUUGCUGGGCGGAUUAUUAAGGUUUCUUCAGUUACAGAUCAUGUUGGUGUGCAAGAUUCUGGGGCAAAAACUGCAGACUUUGAUGAUGAUGAUGGGGGUGGUUUGGCAUUAAAUGCUCAAUCAAGAGCUCUUCUCAUGCAGAAGUUGGAUCGUACUGGUAUUGCCUCAAGUAUUGCAGGGUCUCUUGGAGUACCCGCACUUAAUGGGUCUGUUCCAAAUCAACAGACAAUGAGCCUGCCUCUCAAUGGGCAAGCUGCUGUUCCUGCUCCUAUUCUCCCAGCUCAAGUUGUAGCUGCCCCAGCCCCUGAACCUGUUGGGAACCCGAGUGAGUGUUUACUGUUGAAAAAUAUGUUUGAUCCAGCCACUGAGACAGAGCCAGACUUUGAUCUGGACAUUAAAGAGGAUGUGGAAGAAGAAUGUUCCAAAUUUGGUCGAGUGAAGCAUAUCUAUGUGGACAGGAACAGUGCUGGUCAUGUGUAUUUGCGGUUUGAAACUGUGCAAGCUGCAGCAGAUGCACAACGAGCAAUGCAUAUGAGAUGGUUUGCACGCAGGUUGAUUUCAGCUUUAUAUAUGGUAAUGUAUUUUCUUCCUUCUUGCCGCAGUUCGUUAAUUAUCAAUUUUGACCAUUCCUUUAUUUUGUUUUACCGGAAGGCUGUUUAGGCUGGCAGAAUAUGCUAGGUGAGUAGGCAAGAGCACUGAUCAUUUUCCUUAUCGAGAAAAAAUUGAUUUUCAUUUUCUUAACUACAUGCUGCUAUACAUAUACUAGCCAUCAGACACGUGGUGUGUGUAAUGUGUUAAUUUUAUGCAUACAUGAUGCAUGUAUGUAUAUGUAAUGAAUUAAUUCUUUAAAUUUUUACCUUUGUCUAUUUUUAUAAUUUAAUUAAAUUUUUCUGUUGCUAAAAUUUACUCUAUAUUUCACUGAGUUAUUGUAAAAUGCUGACAAAAUGUGGUCUAGUACAUUUUUCAAUUGAAGUUUAGAAUUUGUAUUAGACUAUUGUUAGAUGUUGAAAAGUAGAUUUUGAAGAAAGAAUUAUGUAGGUAAUUAUGAAUUAAUUAUUAUUUUUUGAUAUUUGUGUUUAGAUAUUUGUCUUGCCAUAUUUCCAUUAUCUUUGCUAUUUAACUCUUAUUGUUGUAGGGAUAUUCUAGAAAAAUAAAAAGUGGACACCAGGGUAGGAAAAUUGCCUAUAUGUGUGUAUUUGCCAUCGGGUGGAAGAUGCUUGUGUAUUGUCUUUAUUUAUUUAUUAUAUUAUUCAUUAAAUAUUUGUUUUUUUUUCUACUUAAUAAUUUCAAUUACUUUAGUUUUUAUGUGUCUAACAUCUAUUCUCUAUUCCAUUGUGAAUCACUGCAAGUUGUUAAAUAAGCAAUGGUGAAUAAAUCAUGUUGUUUUACUAAAAUUUAGAAUUUAUGGAGGAAUAUUUUAGGAUGUUAAAAAUUAAACACCAGAGUAUUGGAGUUAUGUGUUAAUUAUAAAUUGCCUGCUGGCUUUUUUAGGAUUUAUUCUAAUAAAUUAUUCUUCUUUGUACAUAUUCUUCCUACUUAAUAUAUUACUUUCUGUCUAAAAAAAUUAUAAAUUUACUAUGAAAUAUGUUUGUUAGUUAUAAAUUAGGAGUUUGUUUUCGAAUACCUAAUAGAUAUAUGCGUAUAUAUAAAUUUUUAUAUUUUCAUUAGUUUUAAUAUUCAAGUAUUAUUUGUAGAGGUAUUAGAGGAAAAUAAAAAGUGGUCACUAACAUCUACUGAGCAUUAGACACAUACAAUGCAUGUGUAAUAUAUCUUCAUGCAUUUUUUUAUAGAAGGUGGAAAAGAUAUUCUAGGAUGUAGGUUAAAAAAAAAAAAACAGCUCCAAAGAAAGAGUUGAUUAACUCAUUAUUAUAACCUGCAUUUCUGUAAGUAGUUGGACGAAGUAUAUUCUUCUAAAAUUUUCAUUUCCGAUUAUAUGCGUUCGACAAAGUUUGUACCAUACUCGAGAGAGAGAUGAAAUGGAAAUGAGCAAAAUUAGCUAGUUCAUCAGCUGUUGAUUCUUGUGUCAUGUUUUAUUUGCAGUGUGGAGGGGUGGAAGUGAAAUGAAAUAAAAUGAAAAUUUAGAUGAAGAUAUGAGAAGAUCAAGUAAUAAAUUUGAUUUCAUUUUGUUUUUAAGUACCGAACAUGUUUUAAUUGUGAUGGAAGUACCUUGUAUGGUUUGAUGAAAAAUAUGAAGAGGUCAACUAAUCACUUCUGCUUGGCGCCAUAAUCAAUACUGCAGUUUAAGACCUUUGUGUCCUAUUGCUUUUUUGUUUAUUGCUUAAAAUCUCCAGUCUCGAUGAUUAUAAUGUAAGGUGUAGAACUUGCAAUACUGAAUUUUUGGUGUGGAUUUGUUCAUUCUUGCAGCAACCUUAUGAAUACGAAGCCAAGUUCAAAGGUGGACUGUAGAAAAAGCACUCCGAUGCUGGAUUUCUUGGGAUUAUUCUGGGAACCGAUGCGUGCAGAUAUGUGAAGUCGCACUUCCAAUUCUAUUUUAUUUUAUUUUGUUUUUGUUUUUUUGUUUUUUUUCUUUUUCUUUUUUUGCGAGGGUUCCCUGUGGGAGGGGUUGUAUUAGUCAUUGACUUUUUGCUUUUUUGAAAAAUUUUCUUUAGAUUUACAGACAAAUUUUCACACAAUAUAAUACUAAACAUAUUAUAUUA
Molecule: messenger RNA, 4096 nt
Organism: Malania oleifera
Lineage: Eukaryota; Viridiplantae; Streptophyta; Magnoliopsida; Santalales; Ximeniaceae
Exons: 12
Coding region: 225-2099 (624 amino acids)
Biological process (GO): mRNA processing
Cellular component (GO): nucleus
Molecular function (GO): RNA binding
Source: RefSeq, a predicted model, not a curated record